This is a messenger RNA of Aegilops tauschii subsp. strangulata, 3190 nucleotides long. RefSeq names its product glutamate receptor 2.8. NCBI's taxonomy places the organism in Eukaryota, Viridiplantae, Streptophyta, Magnoliopsida, Poales, Poaceae. Gene Ontology annotation, molecular function: ligand-gated monoatomic ion channel activity. The record is from RefSeq and is a predicted model, not a curated record. Gene Ontology annotation, cellular component: membrane.
AAAACAAACAAAGCUCUCUACACAUGUGGUGACUAUACAAAGCUGCCACGCAGCGCAGGGCGUCCGUCUUCGCGGACUGCAAACAAACUGCUCCCUCGACGCAGCAGUUGACUCUCCUGAUCUCUCUGCCAUGGCUGGGCACACCCACGCUCGCUUCCUCCUGGCAUGCCUCGCCGCCUCGAUCCUGUUGACGUCGCAGGCGCAGCCGGCCACGCCGACGGAGGUCAAGGUGGGGUUCAUCGUCGACGCCGGCUCGCCAGUCGGCAAGAUCGCCACGACCACAAUCCCCAUGGCCCUGGAAGACUUCUACGCCGCCUACCCCAACUCCCCCGUUCGGGUUCGGAUCCUGCCGCACGACUCCGGCGGAGACGUCGUCGCCGCCGCGUCCGCCGCGUUGCAGCUGAUGACGGUCCAGGGAGCGCGCGCCAUCCUCGGCCCGCAGUCGUCCGUCGAGUCGGCCUUCGUCGCCGACCUCGCCACGCAGGCGCAGCUCCCCGUCGUGUCCUUCUCGGCCACGAGCCCGUCGGUGUCGCCUGCCACGGCGGCGUUCUUCGCCCGCGCCGCGCUGAGCGACGCGUCGCAGGCCGACGCCAUCGCCGCGCUCGCCACGCACUUCGGGUGGCGCCGCGUCGUGCCCAUCUACCAGGACGACGACUACGGCGCCGCCUUCGUGCCCUUCCUCGUCGACGCCCUCACCGCCGAGCGCACCGAGGUCCCCUACCGCUGCGCGCUCCCGGCCGCGGCGUUGCACGACGCCAUCGCCGCGGCGCUGCUACGCAUGGAGUCCGAGCAGACGCGGGUCUUCGUGCUGCACACGCGCCCCGAGCUCGCGAAGAAGGUGUUCGCCGCCGCCGUGGACACCGGCAUGAUGGCCGAAGGCUACGUGUGGAUCAUCACCGACGGGCUCACGGGCCUCCUCGGCUCUGUCGACCCGCCGCAGGGGGUCAUCGGGCUGACGCCGUACGUACCAGACACGACGCGGCUGCGCGGCGUCAAGAAACGAUGGGCGCACCGGUACAUGCGCGACCACCGGGACGCCGAGCCGGCGCAAGCCGUGAUGGGCUGCUACGCUCUGUGGGCGUACGACGCCGCAUGGGCCGUCGCGUCCGCAGCAGAGCGACUCAGCUCCGGCGACUUAUCGUCGCCACCUGGGCUUGUAGGCGGCAAGGGCGGCCCGACCGACAUCGCCGGGCUCGGCAAGUCAACAUCAGGCCUCAACUUCCUCCGAGCUAUCAACAGCACGAAAUUCGAUGGCCUGGGCGGCAAGUUCGAGCUCGUGAACGGCGAGCUCGCCGUGCCGGCGUUCCAGGUGGUGAACAUCAUGGACAACGGAAGAGAGAGGGGCAUCGGGUUCUGGACGCUCCUGCACGGGCUGAGCCGGCACGGUUCGAACGAGUCGAGAGGCGAGCUCGGGCCGGUGAUCUGGCCGGGAGAUUCGACGGUCCGGCCAACGGGGUGGGUGCAGCCGACGAGCGCGCGGAAGCUGCGGGUGGCGGUGCCGGGGAACGUGUCGGACAGCUACAAGCCGAUCGUGCGGCUGGAGGUGGAUCCGGCGACGAACCAGACGACGGCCAGCGGGUUCGUGAUCGAGGUGUUCGAGGCGGCGGUGCGGCUGCUGCCCUACGCCCUGCCGUUCGAGUACGUGAAGGCGGCGUCCAUGCCCUACGACGACCUUGUCCAAGCGGUUGGCAAUGGGACGUUCGACGCGGCGGUGGCGGACAUCACCAUGACGGCGAACCGGUCGAACCACGUGGACUUCACGCUGCCUUACGCAGGGACGGCCAUCGCCAUGUUGGUGCGGGUGCGCGACCAACGGAGCAACAAGCGAACAUGGGUCUUCCUCAAGCCGCUCCGCUACGACCUCUGGCUCGUCAGCGCCGCCUUUUUCCUCUUCACCGGCUUCGUGGUCUGGGCCAUCGAGCACCGCGGCAACCGCGAGUUCCGCGGGCCGGCCUCCUACCAGGUCGGCACGCUCCUCUACUUCGGCUUCUCCACCCUCGUCUUCGCCCACAGGGAGACGCUCAAGAGCAACCUCUCCAGGUUCGUGGUGCUCGUCUGGGUCUUCGUGGUGCUCAUCCUGCAGUCCAGCUACACGGCGAGCCUCACGUCCAUGCUCACGGUGCCGCAGCUGGAGCCGGCCGUGGCCGACUACGGCGAGCUGCAGCGGGGCACGGAGAUGGUCGGGGUCAUGAACAACUCCUUCGUGCUCAGGGCCAUGACGGCGUCCGGGUUCCCGCAGGGAAGGCUCGUGCGGUACCCGAACUCGCAGACCAUCCAUGAGUGCCUGCUCAACGGCAGCAUUGGCGCCGUCGUAAACGAGACGCCCUACCUCAGGAUCUUCCUCAAGACCUACCGCGACAACUUCACCAUGACGGGACCGCUCAACAAGACCGGCGGGUUCGGGUUCGCGUUCCCCAAGGGGUCGCCGUACGUGACGGACCUGUCGCAGGCCAUCCUAAAGCUCACCGAAAGCGAUGAGAUGAACAUGAUCGAGCGCAAGUGGUUCGGCGACCCCAACGACGAUGGUGCCACGCAGGACGGCGGGCCGUUCACGUCCAACAGCCUCAGCUUCAGCAGCUUCUGGGGCCUGUUCCUUAUCACCGGCGCCACCUCACUCCUCUGCUGCGUCGUCCACCUCGCCACCUUUGUCGCGGCCAACCGACGGGAGCUCCCGCCGCACUUGUCCUGGAAGGACUGGCUCUCGAGUUUGUUCAAGCUCUUCGACGACAAGGACCCCUCGUCGCACACAUUCAGGGUCAAGGACGACGGCGGCGCCGUGUCUGUCCGGAACGACGCGGUUGCCUCCCCUCCUAUUGCGCACAGCGAGCUUGGCAGCCCGCUCAGCGCGCCCUACACGAGCGAGUGGUCGGGGACGGCAAGCCCGGCGACCGGUGAGAUCGAGCUGGCCGCCGGUGGACAGGAGAGGCAUGAGGUGGCUCCCAACCCUGACGGCUCUGGAGAGAAUGGCAGAGGCCAGUAGCUGAUCAACUGCCGUUCGAUCUUCGACUUAUUUCUCUUGCAGCGAACCAAUGAUUACUGAUUGUUCCCAGGGAAUUGCGAUGGUGAUGAGUAGAUUGAUUGUGUGAGCAGUGGGUGUUGAAUAAUUAGGCAUUUUCCCGUUUAGUUUAAUCCAGAAAAAUAAUGGAUAAAAUAUGAAUAGCAAUAUAUUGAUGAAACUAGAAACUAGCAA